This is a messenger RNA of Paramecium octaurelia, 924 nucleotides long. NCBI's taxonomy places the organism in Eukaryota, Ciliophora, Oligohymenophorea, Peniculida, Parameciidae. The record is from the annotation of a GenBank genome assembly.
AUGGGAUCAUAAGGAUCAAAGAAAGAGAUUAAAGGCGAUCUUGUAAUGAUAUUAGAAAAAAAGAACUAUUUUUGUGGCGAAGAAAUAAAAGGAAGUGUUUCCUAUUCUGUCUAGGAUUCUGAAAUUAAGGCUUAUGUUUAACUCAUAUGCGUGGCCGAGAGAUAUCUCAAGAAGAAGAUGCUAUAUUCGGAAUAAGUGUUUGAAAAUACUAUAAUGUUGAGUUAUCCAAAUGAAAUUGGGCAAUUUGAGAAAUACUUUUCUAUUUUGAGUCCUUAAUUACAGAGUAUGGAAUUGAAUACAUGGAAUUAAGAUGAAUAGAUAUACAUCAAAUAUUUUAUAAGAAGUUAUCUAAAUUUUUAAGAUCAUAAUGUAAAGGAUAAGCAAAAGAAAUUAUGCGAGGAACGAAUAUUCAUUAAGAGAACUUAUCAAAACAAGAUAGAAAAUAUAAUAAAAUAGCUUUCGUAUGUAACAAGAUAAUGGUUUUUAGGAGAUGAAUAAGUACUAUAAAUAUAAAAUAAUAAAUAGCAUAUUGAGUUCUGGUAUGACUUUGAAAAUAAAAAUUUUAGAUCGGGUGAAACGCUUUCCUUUUGGUUGGGAGUAGACAACAGGCGCACUACAAUUAAUAUUGAAAGCAUAAAGGCUUAAUUGGUUUUAGGAAUAUUAGAGCGCCAAGAUUAUUGGAAAAUAUUAUCCAGAAGGAUUUUAUCAUGUCCAGAAGAGAGAAUAAAAGUGCCAUUUGGGAUCUAAAAAAAUUUCUAAAUAAAUCUUAUAAUUCCCAACAAUUGUCCUACUGCAAACUUCUCUCAGAAAAUUAUUGUCUGCUAUCAUGUUGAAAUCGAAUUUAGGUUUGAGUAUUUGGGAUGUAGAAAGAAAUAAUACGUGGAAAGGAUAUUGGUAGAUGUAGUAAAUUGUGAUAAUUAAUGA